This is a messenger RNA of Anopheles merus, 963 nucleotides long. Its product is annotated as trypsin alpha-3-like. The record is from RefSeq and is a predicted model, not a curated record. NCBI's taxonomy places the organism in Eukaryota, Metazoa, Arthropoda, Insecta, Diptera, Culicidae. Bases 47 to 895 code for a protein of 282 amino acids. Gene Ontology annotation, biological process: proteolysis. The transcript is spliced from 3 exons. Gene Ontology annotation, molecular function: serine-type endopeptidase activity.
GCCUCCCGCCAGCACGGCUCAUCAGUGUACUGUCGUUUACCGAAAGAUGGUGUCGUUCUACAAGAUGAGUGUCGUUCCGGGCCUGGUGCUGCUCGCUCUCUGUGUCGCUGGCGUGUGGAGCAACGAGGCACAGGAUGCUUGGGCCUCCCGGCAACGGCGUGUACAUGGGACGUCCAACAGCAAUGUGCAGAAAAAGUUUAGUGGCCGCAUUGUCGGCGGUACCGAGCUGACGGAUCCAUUGCCCUAUCUACUGUCGCUGCGUGACAGUGGCUUCCACAUCUGCGGCGCAUCGAUCAUCAAUGCCAAGCAUGCGCUCUCGGCUGCUCACUGUCAAUCGCCGCCCUCGGACGUGAACAGACUGACCCUGCUCGCCGGAAUUACCAAGCGAACGGACGAAACGAACGGCAUCUUGUUCCAGGUGGCCAAUGUGACCACCCAUCCCGACUUUUCGCUCAAAACCUACCUCGCCGAUGUGGCCAUCAUACGCAUCGUGACCUCCUUCAUGGAUCACCCCAAACUGGCCGCGAUUCCGCUCAUCUCGAACAAGUACAAGCUGCGAGUGAACAGCGUUGCGUCCGUGAGUGGCUGGGGCCUUACGGCGCAGGAUUCGAUGCUGGCACCGACCCUGCGCACGGUUGGCAUCCCGAUCGUGAGCUACAGGUUCUGCGUGAACAAGUGGCGCCCGGUACCGAUCGUGUGGACUGGCAUCUGUGCCGGUCAUCCGGGACGCGACUCGUGCAACGGUGACAGCGGUGGCCCGCUCGUGCAGGAUGGCGUACAGAUUGGGCUCGUUUCCUGGGGUGCUGAUCGGUGCGGCAGCGACUACCCGGGCAUUUACACGUACGUGGGCAACAGAAUAAUUCGCAAAUUUAUUGAAGAAAACAGUGGCGUGUAAGUUGCUGCUCAAAGGCAACCCAAUGGUGUUUGUAGAUCGGUUACAAUAAACGGUGGCAUCAUAUUUUA